Messenger RNA from Pristis pectinata (smalltooth sawfish), 2737 nucleotides. Its product is annotated as potassium/sodium hyperpolarization-activated cyclic nucleotide-gated channel 3-like. Gene Ontology annotation, biological process: transmembrane transport; potassium ion transport. Bases 48 to 2699 code for a protein of 883 amino acids. The record is from RefSeq and is a predicted model, not a curated record. Lineage: Eukaryota; Metazoa; Chordata; Chondrichthyes; Rhinopristiformes; Pristidae. The transcript is spliced from 8 exons. Gene Ontology annotation, molecular function: voltage-gated potassium channel activity. Gene Ontology annotation, cellular component: membrane.
GAAGGGGAGAGGGAGGGAGGGAAAGAGAAGGGGUUGUGUCUGCAGCGAUGGAGCGAGGGGGCAGCGGGCAGGAGGAGCCCUCCCGGAGGGGCAGCAGCCGGGGAAGGGGUAGCGGGAGCUCCGCGGGUAGGACUCCUCCCCCGGGUCGGACUCCCCCGGGCUGGGAGAUGGAGGAGAAACCGGCCGGGGGUGCUCCCGCCCCGGCCCCUGCCCCCGGCGGCGGCGUGCGGAGAGUCGGAGGCUCCCCCGAGCGGCCCCGGGCCGGGGAAGUCGAGCCCGGCCUGGGCUCCAGCUUCAUGCAACGGCAGCUGGGUUCCCUGCUCCAGCCCGGGGUCAACAAGUUCUCCCUCCGCAUGUUCGGCAGCCACAAGGCGGUGGAGAUGGAGCAGCAGAGAGUGCAGUCGGCAGGAGGCUGGGUGAUCCACCCGUACAGCGACUUCAGGUUUUACUGGGAUCUUGCCAUGCUGCUGCUGAUGGUGGGGAACUUGAUCAUUCUGCCGGUGGGGAUCACCUUCUUCAAGGACGAGAACACCCCUCCUUGGAUCGUCUUUAACGUCGUGUCGGACACCUUCUUUCUCAUCGACCUGGUGCUGAACUUCAGGACCGGCAUCGUGGUGGAGGACAACACGGAGAUCAUCCUGGACCCUCACACCAUCAAGAUGAAGUACCUGAAGAGCUGGUUCCUGGUGGACUUUGUCUCCUCCAUCCCCGUCGACUAUGUCUUCCUCAUCGUGGACCUGGAGACGAGGGUGGACUCCGAGGUUUACAAGACGGCCAGAGCCCUGAGGAUUGUGAGAUUCGCCAAGAUCCUCAGCUUACUCCGGCUCCUACGCCUGUCCAGGCUGAUACGAUACAUACACCAGUGGGAGGAGAUUUUCCACAUGACCUACGACCUAGCCAGCGCGGUGGUGAGGAUCGUCAACCUCAUUGGGAUGAUGCUCUUGCUGUGCCACUGGGAUGGCUGCCUCCAGUUCCUUGUACCUAUGCUCCAGGACUUCCCAGAGGAUUGCUGGGUCUCCAUCAACCGCAUGGUGAACGACUCGUGGGGAAAGCAGUACUCCCAUGCUCUCUUCAAGGCCAUGAGCCACAUGCUGUGCAUCGGCUAUGGGCAGCAGGCUCCCCGGGGUAUGACCGACGUCUGGCUCACCAUGCUCAGCAUGAUCGUGGGCGCAACCUGCUACGCCAUGUUCAUCGGCCAUGCCACCGCACUCAUCCAGUCCCUCGACUCGUCUCGCCGCCAGUACCAGGAGAAGUACAAGCAAGUGGAGCAGUACAUGUCUUUCCACAAGCUGCCCGCUGACAUGCGGCAGAGGAUCCACGAGUACUACGAGCAUCGCUACCAGGGCAAGAUGUUUGAUGAGGAGAACAUUCUGGGCGAGCUCAGCGUGCCUCUGCGGGAGGAGAUCGUGAACUUCAACUGCCGGAACCUCGUGGCCACCAUGCCGCUCUUUGCCAACGCUGACCCCAACUUUGUGACGGCCAUGUUAACCAAACUGCGGUUCGAGGUGUUCCAGCCCGCAGACUACAUCGUGCGGGAGGGCACCGUGGGCAAGAAGAUGUACUUUAUCCAGCAUGGAGUGGUCAGCAUUCUCACCAAGGGCAGCAAGGAGACCAAACUCUCGGACGGCUCCUACUUUGGAGAGAUCUGCCUGCUGACCCGUGGCCGAAGAACAGCCAGUGUGCGAGCGGACACCUACUGCAGGCUGUACUCUCUGUCCGUCGAUCACUUCAACGAGGUGCUGGAGGAGUACCCCAUGAUGAGGCGAGCCUUCGAGACCGUGGCCAUGGAUCGGCUCAACCGGAUAGGCAAGAAGAACUCGGUGCUGCUGCGGAAGGGGGCUGAGGGCUCCACCUCGGGCUCCAUCAACCACCGGGACAACGAGAUCAUCCAGCAGAUCGUCAAGCACGACCGGGACAUGGCGCACAGCAUGCAGGAGCGGCAGCUGCUGAGCGCGGCGCAGGAGCUGCGGGGGAAGCCGCUGAUCUGGGCGCCGCUGGUCCACGCCCCGCUGCAGACGGCCGCCGCCACCACCUCGGUGGCCAUCGCCCUCACCCACCAGCACAACCUGCCCGCUGCCAUCUUCCUGCCGCCCGGCCCGCCGCUCCCCGCCGACGGCGGGCAGCCCAAGCCAGCCCGCCGGCCGGCGCAGCAGGCCUCGGCCGCCGCCUCCAGGGCCCAGACGCCAUCGGCCGGCUCCCCGGGGCCCGAGGCGCCCAAGGCCCGGCAGCAUCGCGCCCCCUCGGGCUCGGCCUCCCUCCUGCAGCAGGCGGGGGCCGGCAGCCCGCUCUCCGCCAAGACCUUCCACUACAGCCUGUCGAGGGUGGCGGGUCAGCAGCCCGCCGCCGCCGCCUCCUCCCCCGGCCACCAGCCGGGCCACAGAGGCGGGGGCCGCGGCCUGAGCCAGGGGGCCCGGCCGCUGUCCGCCUCGCAGCCCGCCCUCCCCCACAAGGCGUCGUCGCUGGCGGCCGAGCGCGGCCCCGCUCCCCUGGCCCGCAAGUCGGCGGGGAACAUCGCCCAGCUCUCCUCGGCCUCGGUGUCCGCGCUGCUGGGCCGGGCCGGAACCCCGGGGCCGGGACCCCGCGGCGGCGGCCCCGCCGUCAGGGAGCCGGCGGCGGUGGCGGCGGCUCCCCGCAAAGGCUCGGUCACCUUCAGCUCGGAGCCGGACGCGGAGAUCCCCAAACUGCCCUCCAACAUGUAGGGGCCUCGGGGGAGGGGGGAAGCAAGGGACGGGCGGGG